UUGACAACACAGAAAACUACUACUCAAGGUGUCGUACUACUCCUUAGAAUACGAGAAAUCACGCUCAUUGCUCAUUAAUCCUUAGAUGAGAGAUUCCAACAACAAAUCAGUAACAGCCAACAAGGCAGCAGUAUCCAUAACAUCCACUUUGUAUGACCGGCGAGCACUGGAUUGCACCGAAGACAAACCUCUGGUAAACUCAUUGAACCAUCUUACGUUCCUUGCCUCGUCUUCAUUGAAGGUGCGCGAGGCGUUGUCCCAGGAUGGAGGGCUGGAAAGAUUGGUCGAUAUCUUGUACGAAUGUCAAAGUCCAACGACCGAGAAAGAAAAAUGCAUCAGUGCAUGGAAAUGGGUGCUUGCUUUCCAGUGUUUAGUUCUGGUGGGGACCAGAGGCAAUGAGAGAAUCAGAAAGAAAGUGGUGGAUGCUGGAAUGAUUCCUAUAAUCGCAACGAUCCUUGACAACUAUGUCAUUUCGAAGAAGACCGCGUGGAAUUCGCAUUUGCAGAGCAACAAGGACAACUAUCUCAACGUUAGAACUACAAGCACUGCGAACACUACAGCCACAGAAGGUACCUCUGAAGUGGGCGACGACUUACAAACGAACGCAUCGUCGUUUACUGCUGCCACGGAUGAGUCGCAACUGGCGCAGCAGCAGCAGCGUAGCAACGAAAUGUACGAAGAUUUCAACAACGAUCAAAUCAACGAGGUGUUUCAGAAUGUGAGACGCCUCGUGGAGGAGGCGAACCAAACGGUUAUGGAGGCCGAGGCUGAAAUCCACAAACACGAGCAACAUAAAAAGAAAACCUUAGGCGAUUUGGGUCUGGGCAAAGCAGAGGCCCAACUUGACGAGGAGUACUCCAAAAUAUCCAAGUCCCUCACUUUCCUCAAUUUUCUCGAUAGACUCAACACUACCGAUGAUAUCUCGAAAAUCAAUCAAGAGCUCAUGACAAGUUACAGUGAGCUGACGAAGAACGCGGUAUUCACCAAUCAGCUAGUUAACAGCCCUGAAAUCUCGAACAUUCUGAGGGAAAACAUGUCCUCUACGGAUCUUCCGUUUUUCAGAGCCACGGAGGACAAAUUCAACCAGUCCAUUCCACGCAAUUUCGAAAACGGGAUCUUGAUUCCGAAAGAGGACGAUGUUAUUUGGUCGUUGCAAGUGCUGGCAUUCAUCUCCAAAUACACUUAUCUGAGAUAUAAACUUGUCGAUACCUACAUUGUGAAUGGGCUAUCUCUUAGAAAUUACAAUAUACCGCCUCCUUUGGAGACUGAUUGCGACAUGAACGAAACGGGCGAUUUACUGAACGAUAUUUACGACGACGAGGACAGUUCGGAGGAUGAAGAGGUGGCGAACGACCUAAAUGAGUUUGUGAUUCCAAACGAAAAUAAUUUCGGCGUGACUUCGAGCCUGACGCACCAGCAGUUCCCCGAGAACAUAUCGCUGGGCUCUAGCUCGACGAAGUCAAAGAGGCAAAAAUACAGCGACCGCAAGUGCGAAUCGAAAUACGCGCAUCUGUUACGCGAUUACAACUCACUUAUAAACGAGCAGGAUCGGAUAGAGAAGGCGACGAAGCUAGAAAAGUUUGCUUUGAAUAUUUCACGGUACGCGCAUCGCGAACACAAUAUUCUGAGACUCCGAAACAACCAGAUCUACAAACGCAAAAAAGACAAAUACGCUUCCACAUGGGACUACGACGAGUGGGACGAUUUCGAGAUGGGGCCUUUAUCUUUGAUGUUCCCCAAUUCCCAGACGAUCGACCCAAACAUCCGUCCCAUCAAACGGGUCAACAUAUUUCCACUUGUCGAAAAGUUUACUGUCAAGCAUUUGCAUUCUAAGGACAUUACCUAUUGGGCCUCUGUGAUUGUGCGAAAUUCCAACAGAAAGGACGAGAGCAAAGGGGGAAGACGGCAGUGUGCAUACUUUGGCUGUGGCAAGUGGGAAGACGAGCCUCGCCAGUUUGCCAAGUGCCGGCGAUGUAAGCGUGCGAAGUAUUGUUCCAAAGAGUGUCAGUCCAAGGCUUGGACGUACCACAAGUAUUGGUGCAAUGCUGCUAGCGGGUCUACCAGCACAACGACAGGGUCUGGGACCGAAGCAGGUGCACAGAGCUGGGGAGAACAAGCGGAGCAGACAGACCAGACAGACCAGGAUCAUGAUUCUGCGCUUGGACAAUCGCAAUGACAGAUUUUAUGGAGUCUCUAUAUUAGUUUAGACAAACAGUCCCGAUUCCACCAUGAGCGUCAGCUUCAUGGUUUGUUCCAUGAAAGUGAGCGUGAGAACGGUGUGAGGAGCAAUUCUGAGCAACUGUGCUCCAAAUCCUUUAUAUAGAGCUCCAAUACCCUCACUUUUGACCGUCUUGAUGAGACAAUCGAUAGGACCAGAGUACUUGUUUCCCUUUUGGUUGUAGACUCUGGUGAGAAUAACGUCUCCUGGGUUCAUCACCACACCGACUCCGAGACCCGAGAUUGUACUGGAAAGCAGAUGAAGAUGCGGGCCUUCCUCAAUCAGUCCUGUCUUGAGCAACUCGUGCUUAGCAAAGUUGUAGAUCGGCAGCUGAACUGAGGAGCCCAUACCAGUUCUGAUGAUGGCUGCAUCCACUCCUCUGAAAAGUCCAAGCAAUCCGCCUUGUCUAUACUGCGAAACAAGUCCGUUCCACGUGGAGGUGUAAUGAGUUUGCUCACCAAUCUUGAUACUAGGCGAGUAAGACUGCAUCCGGGUCUUGAUGAGAUAGAAAGGUGAGCCGACAAUGGCUCCGGCUAUACCAGAUAGCGCUCCGGCUGCGACGUUGACCGGUAUGCUUUGGACCGAAUGUGCGUCCUUCGACGGGAAGACAACGGAGUUCAUGAAGUUUCUGACCGGCUCGUAAAGGCCGAGACGACAUCCGUUCAGUCCAAGUUGGUAGAUGUACGCGCAGAAUAGACCUUUCUGACACCCCCUGAUACCCUCGUUUUUGUAGAUAAGCCCCAGAGCCUGGAACGGAUUUUUGUAAACUCUCGGGGUGUUGGUUGCACUGGACAGCUCUCCUUCCAGCUGCAUUCUGGUUUUCACCAGCUCGAUCGGAUUCGUCACCGUCACAGCUCCGCAGGCCGCGAGUCCUCCAGCGAUGAACCCGCCAACGGUGGACACUUUCUGAGACGCUGUUUUGUCGGACAUCCAAGAUAUAGUGGAAAAAAAAUUAAUUCAAAACAUAAUCCAAAAAAAUCGCUCAUCUCCGUCAUAGUUUAUCCUUGAUCCCGUUCAAACGAUAUUUCACGUCCCUCAAAACCUUGGACUCUGGGUUCCAAUUAUCGAAUUCUUUGAAAACCAUGUCGAUCUCCUUCUCGCCGUCGCUCAGUCGCUUCUUGACAUCGAAAAACAGGCCUCUUGUGCACCACGGCAGUGUGAAUGGGUUGCUGCCUACUUCCGAGACGUCGAGCUCUCGGAAUCGGACCGGCUGUCUCACGGCAAGGCUUGAGUCCAUUGUUUUCAACGCAAAGUUGAGUGCGAGCUUGUAUACGUCGGGGCUGUUGUAGAUCCGAGAAUGGCCACCACCAGUAAGUGGACCUGCCAAGGCGUGACUCAUUUCAGCAAUCACUCCGUGAUCCGUGUACCCCAAGUUCUGUAGCAUGCACGAGAGCUUCACUAUGCGCGCAACAAAGUCCGGAGUGUUCGACUUGCCGUCAAUGUAGACCGCCUUGUAUAUGUUGGGGUGCGAGACAUGGUAGCCGAUGGAGGAGUAAAGAGGAACCAACUGGUCGUUGACAGAGCCCACUAGGGUGAUCUUCACAUUGUGAGCAAUCAGAUAGCGCACACUUUCUAGAUAUUUGCGGCUUUGCAAACUCUGGAAAUUCUGAAAUUGAAAGAGCUCCAGCAUGGACUCAUUCUCGAUGGACGAAUAAGCCCUAAUAAAUAGCGACUGGUCCAUUCCGUAGUAAGGACCAAUGUUGAUACCUGCCAUUCCUAAGAUGGCUAUGCGUUUAUUGUCUGCAAUUAGGCCAUGUUCUAUCAUCUUGGAAAUCAGCAUCAUGGCUACCGGAGUGCCCUGUGAGUGUGCACACACAUAGAUGAAAUCAGCCUUUUCCACCUCUUCGUGCCACUUCUGCAUUGCCUUAAAGAAAAACUCCACUCUGUCAAAGACCUUGCCUUCCUUUUCAAGUGCUAUCUUUUGUGUUUCGAUGCUCAUUCCCUGCUCUUGGGCCCACGCGCUGAUUGCAUCUUCUGCCGCCUGUGCAAAUCGUGCAGACGUCCCUGUGGGCUCGCCAAUAAGGGGGCGAAUCAUUUUGGUCGGGAAGAAUCCGUGAACACCAAUGAUGAGCACUCGUCGGAAGUUGGCUGCUCGGAUUUUCCUGCUGAGAUGGCCAAUUGGCGCUGGAUCGUACCCUGCCAGAGUUUUUAUACUAUUGAGGGCGGAAUAAACGUAGUUUCCCGGUGUAAUACACGGCAGAGACUCGAAUUGCGGCACCACCAAAUCGGGCCUGCUAGCUGCAGACGACAGUUUCUGUUUUUUCUUCUUUGGUGAAUCGGCUGGCUCCUGCCUCACCGGUUCAGACAGCGUAGCAUCUGUCUCUAUCGGGGUCGGUUGCUCCAUGGGUCUAGUAUUUCUGGGCCAGAACGACCACGAUUGCGCACGGUAUUUGGUGUCUUUGGGUCGCUCGGUUUCUUCAUUCUCGGCAUCCUUGCAUACUGACCCCGAAUCGGGCUCCAGUUUCGGGCUCACAGGCUCGCUCUUGAGCGAUUUGAGCGAGGCGUUCGAUGUCGACCGUGUUUGCAGUUGCUGUGUCUUAGAAAAGGCCCACGAAUUGAGCAGUUUCCUAGGCGCUGAGUCAGCGGCAAGUCCUGUGCUACUCACGUUUUCUUGGUUCAGUUCGUCUUCAAACACCUGGCUCUUCACUGAUCGUAGCAGCUGGUUUAUGGUGCCUCUCUUACCCUUGGUUGCAUUACUCAUUGGCGAUUG
Molecule: messenger RNA, 4928 nt
Organism: Ogataea polymorpha
Lineage: Eukaryota; Fungi; Ascomycota; Pichiomycetes; Pichiales; Pichiaceae
Exons: 1
Coding region: 86-2176 (696 amino acids)
Biological process (GO): ubiquitin-dependent protein catabolic process; establishment or maintenance of cell polarity
Cellular component (GO): MUB1-RAD6-UBR2 ubiquitin ligase complex
Source: RefSeq, a predicted model, not a curated record